This is a messenger RNA of Ectocarpus siliculosus, 924 nucleotides long. NCBI's taxonomy places the organism in Eukaryota, Phaeophyceae, Ectocarpales, Ectocarpaceae. The record is from the annotation of a GenBank genome assembly.
AUGCAUCUAAUAAGCACGGCGGAUAGUGAAGGCGCACAUGAGAAUCCACGACGUCCUCAUGUUUGUUCUUUCUACACCCACCCCCUGGGCUGUUUUUCCGUACCGUGUCCUUCACUUCUGGUUCACACACCCGUGGCGCAUCAAGUGGUCCCAAGGCCCAUUGCGUUGACAUCAACACUGGCACCCGAUGGUACCGUAAACUGUGCGCCAUUCUCCUAUUUCAACACUGUCGGUCACGAUCCGCCAACGCUGGCCGUGUCUGUGUGCCGCAAUGGUAAUGGGAGCAAGAAGGACACCCUGGUGAACAUGCUCGCAAGCGGUGAGUUCGUCGUGAGCAUCAUGAGCGAUUGGUUUGUGGAAGCUGCGAACCACACGUGCGGUAGCCUUCCCCCCGAGGUCGACGAGAUGGACGUGGCUGGCCUGACACCAAUCAAAUCGACGAUUGUGGCGCCUCCCCGCAUCAAGGAGUCAGCUGUGAACAUGGAGUGCAAGGUGCGACACACGUACGACAUCGUCAACAGCAAGGGUGACGUCACAACCACAGUUGUGUUCGGCGAAGUGGUAAUGUUCCACGUGUUUUCGCACCUGCUGAAAGAGAACGGCGCCGGGGAGGGCAAACCGACGGUCAACCACGAGGGCUUGAUGCCUAUCUCACGCCUCGGGGGAAACACUUACGGUCGGCUGGGCUCUGUGUUUGAUAUUCCCCGUCCACGCGUGGGAAAAUGAAUGGAUAUUUUAUCGAACAGUUUGUAGUCCGGCGUACUGUAUUGAUUAGUUGUUUUAAAUGUUGCGUAAUGCCGGUGACCUGCCUUUUCGAGUUCUGCGAGUCCAAGGACGCGCGUUUCGGGUGCUCCUGACAACUGUAUAUUAGCGUGUGCGCAUUUCUCGGGCAUUUUUGAGUGCGCACCCAAUUUAGCAAGGGCC